AUGGCAAAGAAUAUGCAGAACACCUCGUACCGGAAGCUGGACGUUGACGCCUUCGAUCCAGAGCAGUACGAUGAAAACGACGAGAGUGAGUCAUUCGUGUGUUUGCUUAUUCCCGCGCACAUAUCGAUUGAAGAUCUCCGCCUGAUUUGUUGAUUUUCAGCAGCCGACACUCCCGGACUGGGGCCGGAUGAGCGUGCCGUGCAAGGAUUCCUGAGCUCCAACCGACUCGAGGACGCUCUUCACGCCUCGCUUCUUUCACCACCACUCAAAACGAAAGAUCAGGUUUGUCGCAGAACCAAGAACUCGCGUGAAAAGAGCGUGCUCAGAAUGCCAAGGAUCGUGCGACUCAACUCGUCACGAAAGUUCUGCAGUCUUUCAAGAAUGCAGAGAUCGAAUCGGCGGUGCAGAAGUUGUCAAUUGACGAGGGAGACAUCCUCAUGAAGUACGUCUACAAGGCCAUGGAACUCGGAUCCGACGCGGCGGUCUGCCAAUCUCUGCUCGCCUGGCACGCUCAGCUCGUCGCCAAAUUCGGUCACGGAGCCAUCAUGCGUGUUUUCUCAAAUCGCCAACGUCUCUGA
Caenorhabditis sp. 36 PRJEB53466 is the source of this 578-nucleotide messenger RNA. The record is from the annotation of a GenBank genome assembly. Lineage: Eukaryota; Metazoa; Nematoda; Chromadorea; Rhabditida; Rhabditidae.